AUGCUUUCAAUUUCAGUUUUAUCACUUCUCUUUUUGAAUUCUAUUUUAAACAAUAAUUCAAUUUUAGUAGCUGCUGCAGAUCUAACAGCCGCUGCUGUCGCAAAUAAUUUCAAUUCUAAUGAGAUCGGCUUACAAAAUGAAAACAGGUCGUCAAACGACCGCUUAAACUCUUUUUUUAUGGCUGUCUCCAUGAUUGGUUUAUCUGAGAUCGGUGAUAAAACUUUUUUAAUUGCUGUUCUAAUGGCUAUGCGUCAUUCUAGACUCUUUGUUUUCUCUUCUGCUGCAUCAUCCCUAGCUAUAAUGACUAUUCUUUCUGGUAUUGUAGGACAUGCCGUGAUUUCUUUCAUCUCUGAACGUUAUACUGCCUUCUUAGCUGCUUUAUUGUUCCUUAUUUUUGGUUACAAAUUGACCAUGGAAGGCUUAGAGAUGUCUAAAGACGCAGGUGUGGAAGAGGAAAUGGCUGAGGUAGAAGAAGAGCUUGCUGCCAACGAUAUGAACUCUAGACUGGAUGAUAUGGAAAGUGGUAGUGUUUUAAAUGCAAAGAAACAACAACCUUCUGUUUUGAAUAAGAUAUAUGAUCUAGCUGCGCUAAUCUUCUCGCCUGCAUGGGUUCAAAUCUUUGUUCUUAAUUUCUUUGCUGAAUUAGGUGAUCGUUCACAGAUUAGUAUCAUUGCCUUGGCUUCUGAUAACAAUUAUCGGUUUACUAUAGCUGGUGCUGUUGUGGGUCAUCUUAUAUGUUGUGGUUUUGCCGUUAUCGGUGGUAAAUAUUUGGCCUCCAAGAUUAGUAUGAGAACAGUUACUUUAGCUGGUGCAUUCUGCUUCUUCUUAUUUGCAGUCAUCUACCUAUAUUCUGCUUUCACUUUUUGA
Messenger RNA from Arxiozyma heterogenica, 867 nucleotides. RefSeq names its product putative ribosome biosynthesis protein GDT1 (gene GDT1). Bases 1 to 867 code for a protein of 288 amino acids. The transcript has a single exon. Gene Ontology annotation, cellular component: Golgi apparatus; fungal-type vacuole membrane. Gene Ontology annotation, molecular function: manganese ion transmembrane transporter activity; calcium ion transmembrane transporter activity. NCBI's taxonomy places the organism in Eukaryota, Fungi, Ascomycota, Saccharomycetes, Saccharomycetales, Saccharomycetaceae. Gene Ontology annotation, biological process: calcium ion transmembrane transport; manganese ion transmembrane transport; Golgi calcium ion transport. The record is from RefSeq and is a predicted model, not a curated record.